Molecule: messenger RNA, 1938 nt
Organism: Penicillium coprophilum
Lineage: Eukaryota; Fungi; Ascomycota; Eurotiomycetes; Eurotiales; Aspergillaceae
Product: flavin-containing monooxygenase
Exons: 1
Coding region: 1-1938 (645 amino acids)
Molecular function (GO): NADP binding; N,N-dimethylaniline monooxygenase activity; flavin adenine dinucleotide binding
Source: RefSeq, a predicted model, not a curated record
AUGCUACUAGAAAGAGAUAUCGCUGGCCCACAGGCUCCUGUCCUCGACCAACCUACCACCAAUAUAGCCAAGACGACCGAGCAUGAUCUGCAGGCGAUACAAGAUGUGUAUGAUGCGGAACGCAAGAAACGCCUGCGUCCGGAUGGACCGACCCAAUAUGUGGGCGUGACCGGUGAAUCCCCUAAGAGUUUUUAUGCAAAUGAAGAUAUCGCGAUCGACAACAAUCUGCUCGAGCAGAAAAAGGUCCGAAUGCUCAUUGUCGGUGCUGGAUUUGGAGGACUGCUCUUCGCAGUGCGACUGCUCCAGUCGGGAUUUCUUUCUGCAAACGAGAUCCUCUUCGUGGAUAUAGCAGGUGGCUUUGGAGGAACGUGGUGGUGGAACAAAUAUCCUGGUUUGGCCUGCGAUGUCGAAAGUUACACUUACAUGCCCUUGCUAGAGGAAACAAAGUAUAUGCCUACACAGAAGUAUGUUUCCGGGCCGGAGUUGAGAGAACACGCGAACCGUAUUGCCGGUCAAUGGAAUCUCAGUGAACGGGGGCUGUUCUACACCAAGGUCAAUAAUUUGGCUUGGAAUGACCAGGAUAGUCAAUGGACAGUCCAUAUCACACCACAUGGCAUGUCACCCACUGCAAUACAAUCUGAUUUUGUCAUCCUGGCUACCGGGCUGCUGAAUUCCCCAAAACUACCAAAAUUGGAUGGCCUGAAGACCUACAAGGGGAAGGUGUUCCACACUUCUCGCUGGGAUUAUGAGUACACUGGAGGAAGUCCCAGUAGCCCAGAAAUGCAUGGACUGCAAGACAAAACAGUUGGAUUUGUUGGAACUGGUGCAUCUGCUAUCCAAGCAAUCCCACACCUUGCUCAAUGGGCAAAGAAAGUGGUUGUGUUCCAGCGCACACCGUCCUCUGUAGAUUGGCGUCACAAUCACUCCACCGAUCGUACCUGGUGGACCAAAAUGGUCGAAGAAGGAGGCUCUGGAUGGCAACGAGAGCGCAUGGAGAAUUUCAACGCCUUUCCUUCGAACGAGAAUCCCCUCCCAGAUGUAGACCUUGUCGACGAUGGUUGGACCAAGAUGCAAUCUUUCAGUGUAUUGAUUGGCAGUCCCUCUGGUCUUGAGCCAGAUUAUCUGACGUGGAUGCACCAAUUAGACUUACAUCGCCAAGAGGCGAUCCGCAAUCGCGUGGAAACCACUGUCACCGAUCAAGUGACUGCUCGGGCUUUAAAGCCGUGGUAUCCCGGAUGGUGCAAACGGCCGUGCUUCAGCGAUAACUUUCUCACGACAUUCAACCAGUCUAAUGUGUCCCUGGUAGACACUAACGGGAAAGGGAUCCACACUGUGACAAAUCAAGGAAUCUCGGCAAAUGGCCAAGAGUAUGAUUUGGAUGCCAUAAUUUUCGGGACCGGCUACAGUCUUGGAGGGAGUGCCGAUAUUGGGGAUUUGACUGUGACCGGCCGUGACAACCGGGUCCUUCAAGAGAAACGGCAGAAGGGGCUGACUUCCCUUCACGGGAUAAUGACCAAUGGUUUUCCUAAUCUAUUCUUUCCGGGUCCAUAUCAAACUGGAGCAUCGGCAAACCAGGUCUAUGUCCUUGAUCAACUUGCUGUUCAUGUUGCCCAUAUCAUCUCCGAAGCCGGCAAGUUGACAUCGGAGGAAAACCCGAAUGUUACCAUUCCCGGGUUUACUAUUGAGCCUAGCUCUCUCGCCGAAGAAGAAUGGACUACCAAGGUUUUGAUGAGAGCGCAAGCACUGGGAGGUGUCCUAAAUUGUACUCCGUCGUACUACAAUCGGGAAGGACUCCAAUUUAAGGACCAUGAAGCCUUGCAAGCAGCACAGUUCAGCGUAUGGGGAGAGGGAAUCAAGAGUUAUGUGAAAGAGAUUGAGGGUUGGCGACAGACGGGCGGGUUGGCUGGACUUGACAUCCAGCUCCGACAUGAAGCGUAG